AUGAAAGCUGAAGCUUCAUUUUGCUUUCAUGAUCACAAUAAAUAUGUCAACUUCAAAGCUAUUUCUAAGUUUUCAGUCACAUCUCCUCAACAUCAAGCAACAUUACAGUUCCAUCACGAAUAUCAAAUUAUUUUGAGAUCAAAGAUCAGUGGAAUUAGAGUUGAGUUACGAUCUCCCAUUAAUAUACAUUUAUGCAAUAUCUAUGUGAUUUCAAGCAAUUAA
Clunio marinus is the source of this 222-nucleotide messenger RNA. The record is from the annotation of a GenBank genome assembly. NCBI's taxonomy places the organism in Eukaryota, Metazoa, Arthropoda, Insecta, Diptera, Chironomidae.